AUGUCGAACAAGCCUAUUUUUGUCGCUACCCAUCCCCGGGCCUGCUCGACUGCCUUCGAACGGGUCUUUAUGACUCGUCGGGACAGCCUGCAGUGCAUCCACGAGCCUUUUGGGGAUGCUUUUUACUAUGGCCCGGAGCGGUUGGGCUCUAGGUACGAGGACGACGAGGAGGCGAGACUUGCUAGUGGCUUUAGCCAGUCUACCUUCAAGACCGUCUUUGACCGGAUUGAAAGGGAAUCCACUGAGGGCAAGCGAGUCUUCAUCAAAGACAUCAUUCACUAUCUCGUUCCCCCGAACGGAAAACCAGCAAGCAUUGCUCCGUCUCUGCUAAAACUGAAGCGCGGGAUCGGCACUAGCGAGCAUGUCAAUGGCCAAUCCAACGGUCACGCCAACGGGGUUAAUGGCGCCAAUGGCGCCGCUGUUAACGGCGUGAGCGUCCACGGGGAGUCUUCUCGGCAAAAGGCUCCCUACCCGUACGACACAGAAGCCGAGCCUGGAAACCCAACCGUGGUGCCCACCGAGCUUCUGUCUAAGUUCCAUUUCACUUUUCUUAUCCGCGAUCCCCACUAUAGCAUCCCAUCCUACUACCGGUGCACCAUCCCACCGUUAGACGAGGUUACGGGCUUUUACAACUUUUCUCCAUCUGAGGCUGGCUACGAUGAGGUCCGCCGUGUUUUCGACUACCUCCGCCAGGUCAAUAUCGUAGGGCCUCGUAUGGCAGCCGCGGGCGGAUCUGCCAACGGGAUUUCUCAUUCGGCAGCCAGCAAUGGCGUGAAUGGCCACCAUUCUAAGAAGGGUGGCAUUGAGAUUUGCGUCGUGGAUGCAGACGAGAUGCUCGACAAUCCCGCCGAGAUGAUCGAGGGGUAUUGCAAAAGCGUCGGAAUUCCUUAUGACCCGGAGUUACUGACCUGGGACACUAAGGAGGACCACGAAUUUGCACGAGCUGCCUUUGAGAAGUGGAAGGGUUUCCACAAUGAUGCGAUUGAGUCCAAGGGUCUUGAAGCCCGCUGCCACCCUAAGGAAUUCAAAUCCGAGGAAGAAUUCGAUGCCGAAUGGCGCCAGAAAUACGGUGAAAAGGGUGCUAAGAUCAUCCGUGAAACCGUCGACCGCAACAUGGCCGACUAUCACUACCUGAAGCAGUUUGCCUUGAAGGUAUAA
This is a messenger RNA of Talaromyces rugulosus, 1158 nucleotides long. RefSeq lists its product as uncharacterized. The record is from RefSeq and is a predicted model, not a curated record. The coding region runs from base 1 to 1158 and encodes 385 amino acids. The transcript is spliced from 4 exons. Lineage: Eukaryota; Fungi; Ascomycota; Eurotiomycetes; Eurotiales; Trichocomaceae.